UGAACUAAAAUAUUUUUAGAAUAAGUAAGUAAAUUAGUACUUGUUUCAAAAUGUCUAAAAUAUUGAAUGAGAAGAGAAAUGUAAGCAUCAGAGUAUCUGAAGCAAUGGGAAUGAUAUCACCACUAAUCCAUAUCGGGCAGUUCAAGAAAGAUGCCUCACAAGUACUUGAUGAAUUUCACAUGAACAUUGAUAAGAAAAUAUCAGACACACCAGAAGAUGUUGCUCGUGAUCUGAACACGAAUGUUGAAACUGCAACCGAGUUGAUGGAAGUUUGUAGUCCAAAUAAGCUUGAAUGUCCUCGAGAGAAAAACUUCCAUCGUUGGGAAGAUGUCAAGCUUAUUCCUACUGAUUCUGGACUGGAUACUGUGAAGGCAUGGAUAAAGUUGAAUAAAACGAGGAAUCUAGAAAAGAAAACUAUUAUUCUCAAGAGUAAAUACACUGAAUAUGAUUGCAACUUGGAAAAUCAGCUAUCAUCAAAGCCUGCGAAGAAUAAGGAAGAUAAAAUAAAAUGUCCAGAAACUGUGAUAACAAUUGGUGUCAAUUUUCCAAGAUCAUAUAGAACAUAUAAACACACAACUGUUGAUUAUAGAGUUUUAGGAUCUCAGAAAUUGACAGAACUCAGAGAUAUAAUACCAUGUGCAAUAGAUCAGCAACCAGUUGGUAAAUUUACUGAUAAUCCAGAUCAUCCUCGUGAUAUUAAAUGUAAAGAUUUAUAUAAAGCUGGAUUCUUUUUUAUUGAAAAUACUUUUUACAAUGAUCACCGAUACGAAACUCAAAAUGACAUAUCCAAAAUUAUUUUCGACUGGGUAGAAGCAAAUGGUGCGGAAAUGCCCUCAGAUUGCAAAUGUCUUAAUAUGGAAGACUAUACAUUUGAUGAUUUAGAUUUGUGUCUCGGCUCACCUUAUCUCUACAUGCAUCAGGGCAAUUGUGAACAUGUCAUAAUAUUCAAGGAUAUCAGAUUGCUUCAUUCGGACGACUGCCAAUCAAGAUCAAAUUACCCCCUUUCCAUAUCUCGUGCGAAGUUCAAGUCUUUUAUAUGCAAGGUAUGUAAUUUUUUCGUUGCUACGUGGUUGACAAGAAAUGAUGAAUUAUCUGACGAAGAUCCAUCUUUUUUCUGUGAUGCUUGCUUCAGGAUGCUUCAUUAUAAUAAAGAUGGCUCGAAAGCGGCAGAUUUUGUUGCAUAUCCAUUUGUCAACCGGGAAGAGUUGGCAUAUUGAAGGGAAGAAAUCAUAUGCAAGUUACUUGGAUGAUGAUUCCACAGUUGAGCUCCAAAGCUUCAUGAGCAACAUAAUGCGCCCUUGUGAUUGAUGUUUGCAAUUUGCAUUUGGUGAUGGGUGGUCACUGGUCAGGCAAUUACAGCCAAGAAAUCAAUUUAAAAGAUACUGAUAAAUAGCAUAGCAUUGGUUGGUAAGACAAAACGCAAAGGUUCAAGUCGACAAAAAUUCUUCAGAGUGGUGGCUAAGUGAGCUUUCGGAUGGUUCGAAUGCGUAAAUGUUAGUUAUUCCAGUAUGAAGAGCAAGUCUCUUGCAUUGUAUACACUGAAAUAUUUUCUUGGUGUCUACUUUUUAAGGCUUGAAUGUAUUUUCGCCUUUUUAAUGAGGAUCGAACUCCUAUAAUUUUUCA
Molecule: messenger RNA, 1623 nt
Organism: Styela clava
Lineage: Eukaryota; Metazoa; Chordata; Ascidiacea; Stolidobranchia; Styelidae
Source: RefSeq, a predicted model, not a curated record